AUUUGUAAAGAUGAAACUUAUCUACUUGUUGGUUGUAUUCCUAAUUUUCGCUCUAAGCGAAUUAGUAGCGGGCCAGUCAUCUGCGGAAUUGGCAGCCUACAAGCAAAUUCAACAGGCCUGCAUCAAGGAGCUGAAUAUUGCUGCCAGUGAUGCUAAUUUGCUGACCACCGACAAGGAGGUGGCGAAUCCCUCGGAGUCGGUGAAGUGCUAUCACAGCUGUGUCUACAAGAAGCUGGGUCUCCUGGGUGACGAUGGAAAGCCCAAUACCGAUAAGAUCGUCAAGUUUGCCCAGAUCCGUUUCAGCAGUCUGCCGGUCGAUAAGCUAAAGAGUUUGCUUACCAGCUGCGGAGCCACAAAGUCAGCCACCACCUGUGACUUUGUCUAUAACUAUGAAAAGUGUGUAGUUAAGGGUAUGAGUGCCUAA
Molecule: messenger RNA, 424 nt
Organism: Drosophila mauritiana
Lineage: Eukaryota; Metazoa; Arthropoda; Insecta; Diptera; Drosophilidae
Gene: Obp56b
Product: general odorant-binding protein 56a
Exons: 2
Coding region: 11-424 (137 amino acids)
Biological process (GO): sensory perception of smell
Molecular function (GO): odorant binding
Source: RefSeq, a predicted model, not a curated record